GGGCGGGGGGCGGAGCUAUCGGCCCGGAGGCGCACAAUUUGCGCGCGCGCAGACCGCCGCUCCCCCGCUCUGUGCUUGUCGGCGGCGCUCUCCCGGAGGAGGCUGGAGCUUUGCAAAAGUUUUUUGGGAACAAGAAUUUCCCCAAAGCUAAACAAUGGGCAGACCCAGAAAAACCGCGGACGUGUCCUCCCCUCGGCCGGCUGCCACGGUGCCGAAAGCAGCCCCGGCAGCCCCUCGGUCUUCAGCUUCGUCCAGGGCGACGCCUGCUAGCGGCAACGCUUCAGCUGCCCCAGCCGCCAAGAGCGAAGGUAGCAAACGAGGACAGGGAGAGAAGCUUGCCUCCGUCCCGAGCUCCAGCGCAAAAGGGCAAAGUGGCCAGACCAGGUCCACAGCUGUGCCCGCCGGCGGCCAAGGAGAUGGGAAGAGCGGCCGUGGUGCCAGAGCCAAGACUUCCACUGCCAGUGGAGGUGGGAAAUCUCAUGCCGCUGCCGCCAGGGUCUCGGUGGAUAGCUACGCCAGCCCGUCGCAAACUACCACCAAAAGGCAAGGCAAGGCGAGUGAUUCUCCCCCUUCGCUGAAUGUGGCUGAAAUAGAGAGCAAGACGCGGGGUCAGCGGACAAACCCUGAAUGGCACAAAUGGAGGGAGAACCGUAUCACAGCUUCGGUGGCCCCCAAGAUUGCCAACAGCAAGUUUGUCAAUGGGAAGAGUUCUGAGGUACCGCAGUCCUACCUUAAAGCCGUGGUGGAGUCGGGUUCCGGUUUCAUGACCCCAGCCAUGUCCUGGGGCGUCCGGAACGAGAAGAAAGCCGUCGAGGCCUAUGAAGCCAUCAAGUCCAGCAAGGCCAGAAAGCCGGUGACGGUGGACGAUUGUGGGCUCUUCAUUGACAAGAGAAAGGCGUGGCUUGCUGCCAGCCCCGACGGGAUCGUCAAGGAAGCUGGUACCGGUAAAGAGCUAGCCGUUUUGGAAGUCAAGUGUCCGUAUAAACACAGAGACAAGACGGUGACGGAUGCCUGCAAGGAUAAAACCUUCUGUCUGGAGAAGGAGGGCGAGUCCUACACGCUGAAGAAAGACCACCCCUACUACACGCAGGUUCAGUGCCAGAUGGGGGUCACCGGCCUCAAGAAGGCCGACUUCGUCGUUCACACUAACAAAGAGACGGCCAUUGCCCCUGUGGAUUUUGAUCCCAUUUUCUGGGACACCACCGUGCCCAAGCUGGAGAAGUUCUACACGGAUGCUGUAAUCCCGUACCUGGAACAGAAGGGAAAUGCUGCGGCUUGGGCUAAGGAAGAAUAAAGCAGCAGGGAAGUCCGAGCUUCUGGACUCUCUGAAGUGAUGUGCCUUCUACCAGUCACUGUUAACUCUUUCUUCUGGUUUUCCCACCUGGUGUUAGAAAAAUGAUUCACUCCAUUCCUGUGCCUGAAAAUAGGCUUACCGAUGGUGAUUAGAGUUCCUGCCACAUCACCCCUCCAUGUCCACUUGCAGACCGCCAGCUAUGCAAAAGGGCAGUAGAGAUACAAUAGCAACGUCUGUAUUUUCUCCAGGCCUUCUAGAAAAAAGCAGACUGUGUUUGCUUCGGGCAAUUCUAGAUCAGGUUGAAGCUGCCACAGUGCUUCCCUGCUACAAAGGAUGACGCUUCCCCGUCCAGGUAUCGCGACUUCUGGAAACACGCAGGAGAAAGUACAGUCCUUGCUGUUCUGUUCUCCAAAGGCCAUUUCACUGCCAGCUGAAUUCCACUUUUGCUCCUUCGCCCAGAAGCAAGUUAUUCUUUCUGCUUCCCAGCCGUCAAAAGGAUCAGUGAAUGCUGCCUAUGGACACAGGGGAUGAUUAAGUUCAGCUUUUUGAGUAGGGAUUCUGAUUUUCCUUCCUCUUUAAAAGGCUAGAGUCCGCACAAUUGAGAAGGAAAUGCCAGUACUUCGUGAGACCUGUGCAGGAGACUUCUGUUUUUCCAAGAGAAGCCUACCCGUGAUCCGUAGUUCUUGCCGUCAGAACUGGACGAAUGACUGGGUGAUGAAGAGCCGGAGUAUGGGCAAGGUCGAGUUCAAAGGCGCAAUUCGUAUAUAAGGGAGCAAGUGCCACGGAAGUCUGGGGACCUCACUCCUAAAUAAAUAUGCAGAGGAGUAGGAUGAUAAAGGUUCUGCUGAUUUCACUACUACUAAUAUAGUCUUCAGAGUAAUUUGUUGUAUAGCUAUGCAGGGAUCGAGAUGAGGGGCUUUCCUGUUCUUGCACAUUUAAACAGAUUCUAUUUUUGGUGCGGUUGCCAAUUUCAGAGUUACUGUUUUUUCAGUACCAGAGAACAGAUAUCUCACCCUCUGCUGCCCUUUGCCACUUGGGAGGGCAGAAUAGCCUUUAGAUAAUAUUUCGUUCGUCUUUUUUUUAGAAUUGCUUAGUUUAGUAUUAGACAUUUGUUUACAGGGCAAAACAAAAUAUCCUUUAGAAAACGUUUUAUAUGUCUUUAGAAAAAUCGGCUUUUUUUUUUUGAGACUCGCUACACUUAUUUAGAAAAGCUUCGUUUACUAUCAGGCACUUGUUUACAGGGCAAAACAAAAUAUGGUUUAGACAAGGUUUCAUUUGUCUUUAGAAAAAUUGACGCUUUUUUUGAGAAUUGCUACUUUAUUUAGAAAAGCUUAGCUUACUAUCAGGCAUUUGUUUACAGGGCAAAACAAAAUAUGGUUUAGACAAAAUAUCUUUUAGAGAAGGUUUCAUUUGUCUUCAGAAAAAUCAGCUUUUUUCUUCCUUUUUCUGGGAGAAUUACUAUUGAGGAAAGUUAAGUGGGCAAAACCAGCCGGCUGGAUUGUAUGCUGUGAUUGUUUUGGUUCGGCUGUGACUUCUGUUGAGCAAAAAAAAAAAAUAGUAAUAAUAAAAAAAAAUGACUGAA
Heteronotia binoei (common prickly gecko) is the source of this 2876-nucleotide messenger RNA. RefSeq lists its product as uncharacterized. The coding region runs from base 155 to 1294 and encodes 379 amino acids. The transcript is spliced from 2 exons. NCBI's taxonomy places the organism in Eukaryota, Metazoa, Chordata, Lepidosauria, Squamata, Gekkonidae. The record is from RefSeq and is a predicted model, not a curated record.